Messenger RNA from Exserohilum turcica Et28A, 1049 nucleotides. RefSeq lists its product as uncharacterized. Lineage: Eukaryota; Fungi; Ascomycota; Dothideomycetes; Pleosporales; Pleosporaceae. Bases 10 to 1011 code for a protein of 333 amino acids. The record is from RefSeq and is a predicted model, not a curated record. The transcript is spliced from 2 exons.
CCCUCGUGGAUGCAGAUUCACGAUGAAGCAGCACACGAGAUCUUUGGCCCUGAGCCCAAGCUCGACCUGCUGCUGGAAGAUGAUGAGCGCCCCUUUGCCCACGAGGCUGGCGUCUUCAUACCCGAGGACAACUGUCUCUUCAUCACCAGUAACCAGUACGCCCACCCAGUGACGGGCCAGUCCCACGUUCUUAUCUCGCGAGUCGGGCUGCCGUCCGAACCCCACAGCACCGAUGCACAGCACUGGGAGAUUGAUGCAAAGAAUGUCCUCUUGCCCAACGGUGGUGUAAACUACAGAGACGGCGUGCUGUUCUGUGCCCAGGGCACCCUCGACCAGCCCGGAGGCAUAGUCUUCAUGCGGUCGAGGCCAGACUGCACCACAAACAACUACGAGGCCGAGCUGCUCGUCUCCUCCUUCCACGGCCGCCCCUUCAACUCGCCCAACGACGUCGUCGUGCACUCGGACGGCUCGAUAUGGUUCACAGACCCCAUCUACGGCUGGGAGCAAGGCAUACGCCCUCGCCCUCGGCUGCCCAACCAGGUCUACCGCUUCGACCCAGCAACCCGUGGCAUUCGCGCCAUGGCAGAUGGAUUCGGCAGGCCCAACGGCAUCUGCUUCAGCCCCGACGAGAAGAUUGUAUACAUUACCGACACCGACUGGAUCCACGGGGAUGGCUCGACAGACGAGAUGCGAGCAUCGCACAUAUACGCAUUCGACGUGAACACGUACUCUGGCCAGCCCUUCCUGGUCAACCGUCGACUAUUCGCCAUGGCCGACAAGGGCAUCCCCGAUGGCAUCAAGUGCGAUACCGAGGGCAACGUGUAUAGCGGCUGCGGCGACGGCCUCAACAUCUGGUCUCCGGGCGGUGUUUUGCUGGCCAAAAUCCUCAUUGACGGCGGCGUGGCCAACUUCUGCUUUGGCCGGAACGGCCAGAUAUUCCUGCUGAAUGAGAACAAACUGUGGAGAGUGCAACUGAACAAGUCGCGCAAAGGCGCGCUGUUGGGCCUUUGAAGAAAGGGGGGAAGCGACCCCGUCUUAGCUUUCGCACG